Molecule: messenger RNA, 1256 nt
Organism: Toxotes jaculatrix (banded archerfish)
Lineage: Eukaryota; Metazoa; Chordata; Actinopteri; Toxotidae
Gene: hvcn1
Product: hydrogen voltage-gated channel 1
Exons: 6
Coding region: 257-937 (226 amino acids)
Biological process (GO): proton transmembrane transport
Cellular component (GO): plasma membrane
Molecular function (GO): voltage-gated proton channel activity
Source: RefSeq, a predicted model, not a curated record
UGAAAUCACGCUUACAGGACGAGCAGCUUGCAGCUCGGACGCGCUGAGCCUCAGGACGCUUUAACGUUCCUGAGGCUGAAAAUGCUUGGUUGGCAAAAAAAAAAAAAAAAAAAAAAAGCAGCAGACGGAUGUUUUUAUCACGAGUUUUAGCUGGAGUGUCUCAGAGCUGCGAGCACAGCAGAUAUCUGUCCACACGGAGAGAGGACAGCUGAGCUGAGGUGGGACGCGGCCCUCUCCUUUCGCAGAGCCUGCUGUUAUGGCUCGGUACCUGAAGUAUUUCACCACUGUGGGCGAUCAGCAGCCGAGUCAGCUGGAAGAAGAGGAGCUGCACACGGUCAGCGAGGAGUUGGGUCCGGCUACAGGACAGUUUCCAACCAAUCUGAGCUUCAGGGACUCACUGAAGAGGCUCUACAGCUCUGACCGGUUCCAGGUGUUGGUGGUGUGUUUGGUGAUCCUGGAUGCCAUCUUUGUUCUGGCUGAGCUGCUCAUAGAUCUGUCUGUGAUCAAGUUGGAGCACGGCCACCUUGCUCCUGAGGUGUUUCAUUACCUGAGCUUGGCGCUGCUCACUUUCUUCAUGGUGGAGCUGGCUGGUAAGAUUUUUGCUUACCGCCUGGAGUUCUUCCAUCACAAGUUUGAGGUGUUUGAUGGUUUGGUGGUGGUGUUGUCCUUCGUGUUGGACGUUGUCUUCGUCUUCCAUGAGGACGCCUUUGAUGCAACGGGUCUCCUCAUCCUGCUGCGACUCUGGAGGGUGGCCAGAAUUAUCAAUGGUAUCCUGGUGUCAGUGAAGACUCGUGCAGACCAGAAGAUCCACAAGUUGAAGGAGAGCUACGACCACCUUGUUGAAAGAAUCACAGAACUACAGGCCCGCAAUGAUAAACUGGAACAAGAGAAGGAGAAACUUCAAGCCCUCCUGAGGAAGAAUGGCAUAGGCUUCUAACUCUGAUUAACUGUCAUGGAGCCGCUCUUCAGUGUCAUUUAUACCACAAACCUGUCUGCAUCAUGGUUUUUAAUUUUCACACUAUACAUUCCAUGAUAAAGCAUUACUGUAGACCUGUUGAAUCAUUCCUACUACCUGUUUACAUAAUCUUUAGAGUUACUACAUUAACUGUAGAAAAACCAUCUCAUUUUGACUGUGUAAAUGAAUCCAUAUUCAGUUUUCCUGUCACUAUAGUGAUGGAACCCAGCUAAAGAUCUGUAUUUAAUAAAUUAAAUAAUCUGCUGAGUGACAUUUAGAAGCACUGUAUGUUAUGUAAAAA